AUGUCCGUUGCAUCAGAUCAUGAAGGCAUGGGCAUGUCCCUACUGCCACGGGAGAUCUUCUGGAUGAUUUUGAAUCAUCUCAGUCCCAAGGACAUCAUCCGCUGCCGUCGAGUCUCCAAAUCCUGGAACACAGCCUUUCGAAGCGCAGCCAAUCUGACCCCGCUGUUGAAGAAGCUGUUCCCUUUGGCCGGAGAAGUACGAGAAUUAGAGCUCGAGCUCGAUGAUGGCCUUGAUACGGUAGAAGAUGACGACUAUGCAUGCAUGCUUUUCGAUCAGAUCGCCUCGAGAUACGACCAUCUAAGCUGUGCAAAGCCAAAAUCAAUUCACAGGUACAAGCUCUGCGAUGACUUUGGGAUCUCAGGCGAGAGGGAGUGGUUCCCAGUUCAGCCCUGGGAAAACCACGCCAGCCAUCUCAUGCAGCGCGUUGAUCGUACCUUCGACGAGACAUUCUGGUCCUAUGAAGACGGGCUCGUGGUGUACCCGAGUGCGCAUCAUUCGUGCCUCGUCCUGAUGGACUUCGAUACCGACCGACGAUUUAUGGUCCCGUUCCUUAUCACUGGGAAGGUGAUACGCAGAAUUCGCCUGCAGAAGAGGGUUCUUGUCGUCGAAUGGGCGGAACCGAAGGCCUUCCACUGGCUCAAUGACAGCGACGGCGUCCAUCGGCACUUUGCCUCCUCAUUCGAUGUGAGUAAAUCUGGGAGUGGUUGGAGUGUGACAUUCCGAAAUGAGUGGAAGAUCAUGUUCCUCGGUCAUCCUCUCAGCGAGCGAGAUCGAUUCUAUUCCACGCAUAGCCAGACGCACUAUGCGAUCUACAUCUGGCAGCCGAACCGCAGCCUCUACACUGCGGACGAUGAUGCGCCGAUUGAGUCGUUGUCCGUCUGGGAUAUCUCCAAGCCGUCCUCUUAUAUGCCUUCUUUGGACCCCACUGGCCGCUUGCGAGUGGAUUCGGAUGACCGGGGACCUGCAAUUGUUUCUCGAUUUGGUUUCAGAGAACUAGGUUUCUACUCUGUUAGACAGAGAGGACUCCCGGCCGUGCAGUCCCUCAACAUCACCGACGAAGACCAGUCCCUCGAGAUAGUCGAAGGCGAGUGCACCGGUCCAAUGAAUGCUCUCGUUGGGCCAGCCGAAUGGACAUCUCGGGUGCAGGUUACCACCAUUCCGUUGGUUGGGGAGGGUCCCUGCUGGCGACGACGUGCCGAAUUCGCAUUGCCUCCUUAUCGCGGAAAUUGUAGCCUACAGACAAGCCCCAUCACAUUUGCCGUCUGCGACGAGCGCUGGUACGCAAUCAUUUCCGAAACAUACGAUGAAAAAGCUCAAGUAGGAUUCUGUCUGCAUCUGAGUCCACGACAGUGGCCUUUUGACUUAAACAUGUUCUUGACCAUCCGUACGCCGUCAUCUUAUAUCUCCUUAAAGCAAAGAAACAUCUAUGAACUCACUGGGAAAGGGAAGAUCUGCGGAAAUGAAAACUACAUGAUAGGCGAAAACGCCGAUCACGAACUUAUUGUCUACAGAUUCGAUCGAUGA
Messenger RNA from Aspergillus sclerotioniger CBS 115572, 1524 nucleotides. Its product is annotated as F-box protein. The record is from RefSeq and is a predicted model, not a curated record. Bases 1 to 1524 code for a protein of 507 amino acids. Gene Ontology annotation, molecular function: protein binding. Lineage: Eukaryota; Fungi; Ascomycota; Eurotiomycetes; Eurotiales; Aspergillaceae. The transcript has a single exon.